UGUGCCUGCGUGUUUCCCUCUGCUCGCCUGCCUGCGCAUAUUCCCAUGUUUGCAGUGCUGCAUAUAUGUACGAGUGUGAUUUUGGCGUUCAGCAGUAGUGACAUGAGAAGAAGGGGGAGGGGAGAGGACACAGAGGCCAAAAGAAUAAACGGAUAUAAAGAAAAAACACAACGAAAAGGACGAGAAGAGGAAUCAGAGCAGAAGGAGGACAGAUGCUGAGCACAGAGUGAGGAGGAGGAGGAGGAGGAGAUCUGCCAGGGGAAACAGCAGCGUCGUCGAUUUUCUCUGGAGCUGCAAGGAGGCGGCCAUCCUCCUCUGUUGCCGUGACGAUGGGCUGCUGGCUCUCUGGACCCUGGAUGGGCGAUCAAACGUUAAAUGGGCGAAGCCUCGCACACCUGAGCCAGCGGGAUGCUCUGCGGAUUCUGGCAGCCAGUCAGCGUCCAAUCACCAUGCAGAUAAAGAGUCAGAGGGGGCGUGGGAAUGAUACAGAUCGGAGCACCUGGGAGGCCCUCCCCCUUAACCUGCAGCACCUGAAUCUACCACUCCCACUGAUGGGGGCGGGGCUUGGUGCCUCCAGCCCCUCCUACCAGGACAGACAUUAUUACAACCAUCUGUCUCUGCCACAAGACCACUGUGACGGACGCUACAGCUUCCUGUCCAGCUCCCCCCGGGACACAGUGGACAUCAGCCACCAGGAUCCAGAACUGACUGGUCGUCGUCCAAAGGAGCAGAACUGCCUAAUGGGAUGCUGCAACACCAACUUAGAAGAACCCAACGGCUGCCACAGUCAGACGGAUGACGAUGACUUCAUGCUGGAGAAGCCGCUGGGUUUCCUUCCCCUCCACCAUGAGUUGGAUAGUGGUCUGGGCUGGACUGAUGGAUCCCUCCACCAGGGGGACCUCUCUGGUCUGGAGACUGAAGAGGGAGGCCUGGAGGACUGCCACCCCCAUGGGGCCCUGGUCCCUGGAGGCUGCGGGGGUCUAGGAGGUGGAGGCUCUCCUUCGUCUGAGUCCUUCAUAUCGUCGGAGCUCAGCGACUCUGGUUUCUACAGUGUGAGCACCGGGGAGUUCAGGCACUUCCAGAGGCUGCUGGAGAAGCGGAUGCGGCUGUACAACGCCCGGCUGCAACAUCAACACCAGCACCAGCAUCAGGCUGAGCCCUGUGAGAGGCGGGAACGCCGUGACAGCUGUCCAAAAAGCCACCGCGAGCUGCUGGAGGCCAUCCCUGAGACACUCACCAUGCAGCCGCCGUGUCCACGUCUGCAGCACGAACAUGGUAUGGAGGAGGCGGACCACGGCCCCGUCAUGGAUCUGCCACCGCGAGGACUGUUCAGGGUAUCAUCGGUCCAGUUCCACAAAGCCGACCGCCCUUGUCUGAACCGUCACAGCUCCAGCAGCGGCGCCCUCUUUAACCCCUCCCACACUCAUGCUGCUGUCUCCCGAAUGACGGCACCGGUCCUGUCCACCUGCAGUACCCCGUCCAGCCACCGAAGGCCACUGGUUCCCAUACAACAGCAGCACCACCAGGCCUCAGGCUCAAUGGGGAUGUUGAGGAGGAGCCGAACACUGCACCAUCGGCCCCCGCCUCAGGAGUACCGCCGCAGGGCCAGUCAUCCCGCGUCGCCCUCCUACUGCGCUGCCACCCUGCACUACUGCGGAGGAAUCGCUCCUCAUAACAUCCUGCCACCAGGUCUACCAGAAGAGACGGAGCUGGGGCCAGGGGUGAUGCAUCUGUCACCACAGCAACACCCUAAUGGUCUGGGCCACAUCAGGGCCAGCAGCAGCCACGAACGAUUCUACGACAACUCCAACAGCCAGCACACUCACCACGACUGGUGGCACUCGCAGGAAAGAAACCGGAUACCUGAUGCACUGGUGAACGAACGGGACCGGGAGCUGGAGAGGGAUCUGGAACAGAAGAGACUCAUCCAGAAGGAGGAGCUGGAGAGGGAGGUCCAGAUCCAGGAGGAGAUGGAGCGGGAGAGCCGAGCCAGAGAACAGCAGCGUCUGCAAAGCCACAUCCACCCUCCCCCUCCUCCAACCCUGGGCGACGUCAAUGAUACCUGGCCUAAACCAGCCAGUCGCCAGUCCCAGGGUGGAGGGGGAGGAGGGGGUACCUACAGCACCCUGGAGGGUCACAUAGGCACUGGUUCGUCAGUUGGAUGGGAAGCAAAGAAAGGACACGUGAAUACCAGUUCCAGCCCUAAUCCUAAUCUCACUCCGAACUCCAGUAUUCAGCCAAAACUGAACCCCAUGUCCAGACCCAGCACCACAUCCAGGAUCUCCAGGAACCAGCUGCUCAGAGACCGUGCAUCUCAGCUGGCAGACGAACGCAGCGGGAUGAGCACUGAUGAGGAAACCAGCACCGAUAUGCUAAUGGGUCGCUACUGGAGCCGCACUGAGAGGAGGGAGCACUUUCUGUUGGCCCGUGAGCAGAGGCAGCAGCAGCAGAUGGCCAGAGGAACAGCUACAAUACGGGAGGCUGUGGCCAGGGGAGGAGCCACCACUACUGCUGCCAUGGGGGGCGGAGCCUCUGUGGGUGAUGGCAAUGGGUUGGACAGCAGAUCAUUCACUGAAGGCCGUUGCAACACGGUGCUAGAGCUGAGCCAGAGGAAGUUGAGCCGCCUGAGGAACCGGAAGCUGCUGGACGACUGGACAACAGUGGAGGAGCUGUUGACCCAUGGGACCAGACUGGACAGCCAUGAGGACAUGCUGUGUCCCAGCUCGCUGCUGACCGUCACUACCGUCUAAUUGCACCAACUCCAUGGAGAAACCUGCAACCGAAGGCAACGUGUCAAGAAAUCCUGCUGCAGACGUCAGUUUCAUCUCUGUGGAUCUACUACAGAUGCAGGUCUACCAUGGGUUAAAGAGUCAUAACAGUGGGUCUGCAACCGGUGAUUAUUUUCAUUGUUGAUCAGUCAGUUAAGCAGUUGGUCUAUAGAAUUAACAAAGUGAUGACAAGCUUUUUCUCUCAAACCCAAGAUGUCAUCCUCAAAUGUCUUUUUUAGUCCAGAACCCAAAUAUGCCGUUUACUGUCACAGAAGAUGAAACAACUGUUAGGAAUGAGGUUUGAGGACAAAAUGAAACAAGAAUCAUACUGUAAUUUCACUUUCUCCAUUUCUUUACAAAUUUCCUCUUUGGAGCAAAUGACACUGCAGUUUUCCAUAAAGAAUGAGAUAUGGGCCGGUCUUUGUACUGGACUCACAGAGAUGAAACUGGGAAAGACAGAAGAGGAUUUUAUAAAGUGUUGUUUUAUCCAAUGUGUGUGUGACUGGAAACCUCACCAUCAUCGCUGUACUUCACCUCAACUGAUAGCUUUAUGUGUGUGUGUCACCACUGUACAGCACUGGACUAAAUAUGUCGGUGCAUGAUGAGUGUUCGCAUUAUGUGUCUCACGCCACAUUUUAAGGUACAUUUACUUCAUCCGAUCUUUGACUAGAGGAUAAAAACCUGGGGGGCAAUAUUGUCCAGGCUGUGCACUAUCAAUCGAUCGCAUGACUGCUUUCACAUCAGGGCCACAGAACACAGAAACUGUAGCAAUGCAGACAAAGAGACCAGGGUACAGACUACAUCCUGGACCGUUUUUAUAGAUACUCUGUUUACAGUGAAAACACUCAUCAGUGGGAGGGUUUGGAACUAGAUGGAGAAAAAUGAGAUCUGGUUAAUCGUUUGUGCAACGCUCACCAAACUGUUGGACAGGAACAGGAAGCAAUGAGCUGUGAAGGAUGUCAGAAAAAAACACAGCAUAAGAAACCGAGUAGAAAACCUCCAUAGUAGCAGUCUGAGUUUUUGUUACCUCAUAAUGCUGUAAAUCUGACAUGAAAUUAGAUAACUAAGGCUACAUUUACACGUAGCCAGUAUCUUUCAAAACAUAGAUUCUUCUCUGUGUUUGUGCCUAUUGUUUACACAACAACGAUGGUCACACCCACCCACCGAAAACAAUGGUUUCUAAAACUUAAAAUUCACCAAAUUCAGACUUGUGAACUCUGCAAAUUUGGUCUUGGUAAGAACAGCUCCAGAAAAUAGACUUCCUCAAAACACAAGUCUCUGUUACUGGAAUGGCUGCUUGGUAACUUUCCUCCCUGGUUCUGCUGUAUUUCUGAUAUUGGCUCCCUGAUGUCAUUAAUGACAGGUUAGCUUUGUCGUUACAAAAGUUAUAAAAGGUUUGCUUUGACAUUUAAUGUUAACGUGAAGGUUGAACUGUCAAGGGAUUUUUAUAAUUAUUUAGUUGUUUGUUUUUGGGAGACUGCCCGUUUUGUGAUCAUUUAUCUUUUCUAAAACAUAUACUGACUUCUAUAAAACGACUACAAUCACCAAAAAGUAUUUCCUUGAAGUAAAAACGAGCAGUUGUGGGUAAUCUCCAAUGCAGUCGUCACAGAAGCCACCAUUGUCUUUGAGAGUAAGUUGACAGUAGCAUGAAAUGCAUCUUGGGAUAUUUUCCACACGAGUCACCAACCAGUCUGUCCUUGGUUUAACAGAUGAGACAAGAGCAAUAUUCGGGAAUUCCAUCCUAUCUUGGUUUGUGCAAGCUUUUAAAUGGAACAGAACUUAGACCUCAACUGAUGUUGUUUCACGAGAUUGUGAGAACAGAACAGACAAGAACGUGUAAUGAGAAAUGUCGUUUGUCUUGUUAAACCAAUGAAGAAAGACUAGGACAGUUUUAUGUUGAGUCAGUUGUAGAAAAAGGCAAAUGGAAGAUGAUGAGUUGAACAUCGGAAACUUAUGAAUGUUUUUAUCGGCUAAAGUUUUCCAGUUUGAUGCAGUGUUUCAUAUAUUAGUGUACGAUGGAGAAGUUGACCGACACAAGAAAAAAAACACCAGAAGUUGACGUUAGAAUCGAAUUGUUGGUUUGGAACCCAUAACUUCUUCAUUUAUCAAAUGGCCGUAUUCAGUAUCUCCUUAUGGGGUCCACACAAACACAGAAAUAAUUCCUGAAUUUCUUUUUACAGUCCCCUACUACAGUAUUUACCCUGUAACUAUGUGGUAAAUUAUGGUAUAUUGGUUUGUAGUUACCACUCUGUAAUCAAGUAGGUAAAUACAGUGAAACUACAGCUGAAAUACUACUUGAAGUGAAGAUACAUUGCUGACUGGAACCAUAACUUAAGACGAUUCCUUAACCAGAAGGUAUGUGAUUAUAUCAGAGUUAUUAACAAUGAUCAUAACUUCACUAACCUUGGUUAACUUGUUCUUUAUGUUAUUUACCAGUGGUAAUAAGCAAUAAAUCACCACAUAGUUAUUUUAUGGGGCUGUAAAAGGAGCAUUUAGCAUCUAUUUCCAUUACACAUUUCCAUUUUAUCCAUACACCAACUUCACCUCUCCCAAAGCAGACAUUUGACCAGUUUCUGAAAUUUUUCUCAUUUUCACCCCUUUAAUUCCACAAAUUGAAAAGGCAAAUAAAAGCAGGUGGAUUGAAACCCACCUAGUAGUAGGUUUAAGGAAUGAUGACUUGUUAUUCCUCCAGUUUCAGCGUCACUUUUUCUCUUGUCAACACUAGAUCUUCAAAAAUCAGCUACUGUUGAGACUUUUUUGGUGUACGGUCAGGUGGAUUUCAUUGUUAUUGCACAUAAAGCAUCAGAAACAUCGAUCUGAAGUUGUCUGCGAACAUCUUGGUUGUAACGUUGGACUUUAUUUGGAAACAUUCAGACUCUUUGUCCUUCGUAGUUCAUUGUUUCCUGUUCCUGUUUCUUGGAUGUUUACAGAUCAACCUGCCAGGAAACUGCUCGUACACGUUCACCAAGACCAAUAGAAAACACCUCAAGUCAAAUUUAUCCAGAGUCCAAAUAGACUGAUCCCAAAUCAGCGUUUAUGACAUUCCACUAAGAGUUGGUAGAGCUGAGAUCUGCUGAUUCCAGGUCUGCAGUUCGGGAUAAUGUGCAAUAAUACCUCAAGCUAGUUUUAUUACGACGAUGACGUCAGGUUUCCAACGAAUACAGUUUUAAUUCCAACUGAUGCACAAACAGUGACGAGUCACCACAAGUGCACAGUAAUCGUAAAAACACCAAGAGCAAAGGUUAUUAUGUACAUAUUUAUUAUAUUAUCUCUUCACUCUGUUUUCCACCAGAGGGACCUGUGAAAACAACUUUUUGCACAUCGUUUUUUAUAUGAACCUUUGAGUAACGGGACAAGGCCAGUGGAACGACUGUAGAUAGAAUGACAGUGUGUUGAUGUUUUCUUUAUAAACUAUCCUAGUGAUUUAUGGAGGAAAAAAAAAAUCAGUUUAUUGUCAUUGUGUUGGACAUAUUUCAGUAUUUUUCUUGUGAUGGUUACAAACAAAUGUGAACAGUUUUUAUGCUCAAAGAAAUUUCUUUAACAGCUGGUAAUGCUUUGGUUGACCAUUCUGAAAGAGUGAACACAAAAUGUGAAUAUUAUUAUCUGUUGAAAUGGCUAAAUUGAAUUUUACUGUUGUUUUGUGUCAUUAUGACAUGUAUAUAUUGAUUUUGUCAGGAGGUAUAGGUUCUGUAGACGUGUUUCAGAGGUUGUACAUACAGCAGAGAUUAUCAUUGUGUAGAACUUUACACUCACAGCACCAGAAGGGUCACAGACACUGAUACAAAGCAGAAAUUUAACAUCCGUUUGUUCGUCUUCACCAGUCAAAGAUGAUAAAAUACCAGAUCCAACAAAUGAGAAACAGUCACAUCCAAUGUCGGCAACUGUAAAACCUUAUGACACUGGAGGCCUGACAUACCUAGUAGACACAAAAUACCACAACAGUAUGAAUAUGGAAACCACUAAUUAAAGUUUUUUUUAUUGUUAUUAUUUAGCCACUUAAUGUGUGCUAAUGUUUAAUAUAUGCCACUUGGUCAUCUGGAAAAAGUCAUUUUCAAAAUUAAAUCAGUAAUGCAAUGUAAUGUAAAACAUGUACAUUGACGAUACAGAGAUUUAUAUGUAACUCAAACUUAAUUUCUAUAUUUAUUUUUAAUGUUUUUAAAUAUGUAUUUAAAUGAAACUAGUGUCUGACAGCAGAAAGAUAAAAAAAAAUAGUACAACAUAGUGUCUCUAUUUAUUUUAUGUUGGUUAUUUUUAAAAUUUUAAGCCAAAAUCUAUUUGUGUUACUUAUGUGUAAACUAAAUGAGGUCUUUAGAAAUUAGAGAAGGACAGGUAAAACACAAUUUUCCGAGAGCUACAUUCAUCUAUAACAAAUUUGAUGAAUAAAAUUCCUUAAUUUCCUCCAAGUUAAGUUGCUAACUAAUGUUAGCUUGCUAAGUAGACCACUGUUAGCAAUGACAAAAUGUAUCUUUAGACAAAAAUUACUAGUGUUUCUUUAACAUGUUAUUCAAUAUUUUUUCAGCCUCAAAUAUUACACUAUGACCUGACUUUAAGUUAUCAUAUAAUUAAGUAACUAAAAGUUAAUACUCAACUACUGAGAACACCAUCAUUAGUAAACAAAGAAAAGCAUGUCUUGCUAACUUACUGGUGUUUCUGUUAUGUUGUAAAGCAUUUUCAACUGAUUUAAGGAUAAAAAUUUAAGUAGAAUUAAUAUUCAACUUUCCGACAUUAGCUAGCUCAUGCACACCUUUUAGCAAACAAAGAAAAUGAGUCUCUGUGUUUAAGCUAACAGUGCUAGCAUUUCACUUUUAUGUGAAAUACAGUAUUUUCUUAGAAUUCUUAGUCUUUACAGUUAAAGCCUGUAAUGUUGGUAAAAAAAAAAAAAACACAAAACACAAAGAUGAUAAAUAUACUAAAUUUUUUUCUCAUUAAGUUAGGCAAUGAACACUUUGAGGUUGAAACACUGAUAAACACUGGUAAUGUUGGUUUAUUGACGUGUUUUCCUGUUUGCUAACAGUCAUGUGCUAUGCUAGCUAAUGUUACUAAGCAUUGUAUGCUGAAAUUUUGUUUAUCAACUUAAACCUAUAAUGUGAAUGUAGUUCUCAAAUACAUUUUCAAGUUUUUUCUGUUAACUUCCCAGGGAUAUUUCAGAGCUAUUACUACAGAACUUGGUUUUAUCUCACUGAUAUCAACAAAUGCCCUUUGGUGUUGUCAAACGUUGUACCAGAGGAUUAAAUAUUUUGUAUUUUGGGAGAACAUUAACAUAUACAAGAUUUGCACUGGGUAAAUAUAGUACAUGAAAUUUAUUUAACAAAAUAAGCAUUAAGCACUUUAAAUUUCUGAUUAGUAAAGAGGAUUUAAGCUAAUGACAGCGUCACAUUCAUGAUCCAAACUGAGAUGGUGUCUGUGGAUCCAUAUUUGACUGUUCUGGUUCUGUUAGGAAAUCACAAUGUGCUGACUGAUUGGAAAUAACAUCUAAUUAUCAUCCAUUUGGCCAAAUCUAGUGAUGCCAUGUUGAACCAAAAGCUUCAAUAACCAGAGGACAAAGGAUUUAGAAAAGGGUUAAAUGUCUUUCCAGCUGCUUAGAAUCUGAUUUACAUGUUUUACCUCGAUUCAUGACAUGUAAAAACAGAAAUCUAAAGCUUUACACGUCUGUUAGUGGACACUGAAUUGUUCUAUCACAAAAUUAAUAUCUCAUGACGAGUAAUUUGUGUCUAUUUUAACUAUUACCAACCAGUUUCUGCUCAAUAUGAGACCUAUUUGUCUAUAUUUGGUUGGAAUGAGGCGAACAGUUUCACAUUCCUUCCAUUUUUCGCAGCAGAGCUGAUAAAUCUGACUAAGGACGAGGACGGGAAGAUUUAGUGAAAGUGUUCCUUUAAAACCUGUCCUCUCUCUGCUGUGACUCAAACAGUCUGAAUAAUGGAUGACGAUGAGAGGUUUUAUUUUUUCUCGCCACCCGCCCCCUCCUUCACUCUCUUUGCUUACGUUACACAAGGACACACACAGAGCUGAAAAUAGCGCUGCCGUCCUCAUGUGAUGUGAAUUAAAAGCACACGCUGCUGCUGCUGCUGCUGUUGGAACUGGUCCGACUCCAUCUGCUGACCCUCGUCCAAAUGCACACAACACUUUUCACUACAGUGAGCUUUUUGGAUAUGACCAUGUACAUGUGAUUGUAAUAAAGAGAUUUUAAUUAGCUAUGA
This is a messenger RNA of Sphaeramia orbicularis (orbiculate cardinalfish), 8965 nucleotides long. RefSeq lists its product as uncharacterized. NCBI's taxonomy places the organism in Eukaryota, Metazoa, Chordata, Actinopteri, Kurtiformes, Apogonidae. The coding region runs from base 330 to 2750 and encodes 806 amino acids. The transcript is spliced from 7 exons. The record is from RefSeq and is a predicted model, not a curated record.